This is a messenger RNA of Camelina sativa (false flax), 765 nucleotides long. RefSeq names its product F-box protein At2g16300-like. The record is from RefSeq and is a predicted model, not a curated record. Gene Ontology annotation, molecular function: protein binding. Lineage: Eukaryota; Viridiplantae; Streptophyta; Magnoliopsida; Brassicales; Brassicaceae.
ACCUCUUCAAGUAUUGCUCUCGAGCUCCCAUCGAAUCUAACCAUGGCAGAUUGGUCGGUGCUUCCGAGAGACAUACUAAUACUAAUUGUUGGUCGUCUAGAGACAUCUUUCGAGAUUGUCCUCUUCCAAUCCGUCUGCAGCUCAUGGCGGUCUGCUGUUCCUUCCCCGCGUGAUUCCCGCUGCUUAGGCAUCAAAACUCAUAUCACCGUGUUUGUCCACCAUAGAUACAUAUACAGGGGAAAACCUCGGUUCAAUGGCGAUGAUAAGUGUUGCACACUAAAAAAAAUCCCAGUUUAUCUUGUGAGGUUCAACACUCCGUUUGGUGAUGAUUAUUUAUUGGCAGAGAUGCGUGAAAGAAGAAACUCUGGUAAACCAAUGUCGAUGUCGUCGCCAUUAAUUAGCAAGUCAUGGUGGUCUCACACCCAAAAGCACUAUAUAUUGUUGUUCAACUCUCUUACCACUCAAAUUGUCUCUUUGUCUCAUUACUACUACCAGCUAAACUUGGAGGAGCUGGUAUCGUUUUCAUUGCGUACUGGAGUUAAAUGGGAUAGUACUUCCAAAACAGUUGAAUAUCUUGAACUGAAUAAUGAAGAUUGCAGAGAUUUCAGAUUGCUGUGGUUACAUGGGCGCUGUGGUUACAUGGGCGCAUUCGGUGCAAAUCUUGAAUCGCUGCUAUCUUGUGGAGUUGUGACUUCGCCAAAUCCAGCAAACAGCAUCUAUGAUUUAUUUAGUGAUUCCAUCUGGCUUACUAAAGAAAAAGAUUAG